GCAGCAGCUUCAUUAGCAUCAGGGGGAGAGUCGCUCACAGGCAGCCACACCAGGACUCGUGUAGACAAACUGCUGUUAUCCAUCGCUUGUGGAGCAGCACGGGGAGGCACCAGUGGAGGAGGAGGAGGAGAUCGAGGCUGAAGCCAGAGCUUGAGCGAGAGGCUGAGAAGCAUCGCUGCCACCUGACUCAUACUGGGAGUCAGCCUCGGCACCUGCAGCGGCAGUCUGAGCACUCAAGGAGACUGGGGCAGACAGAGAGAGAGCUGCUGAGAUUAUGCGCGGGGCAGAGAGCUCCUGUGGAUUCCCCAUCUUUGGCAGCGGCAGCAGCAGCAGGAGGAGCAGGAGCUGUGGCUCUACAGAUAGCAGCAGAGCUAGCUGGAGCUGCAGCAAAACAAGGAGCCCCAACUUCAAGGCUAUUAAUUCACCCAGAGAUGAAUGUAGCAUUUACAGCCAAGGUGUAACAGGAACCAGCUGUCCAUGGUGCCACAGUGUUGAAUGUACCUGUAGCCAGAGCAGUGACAGUCGCUGCAGCACUGGUGCAAAAGUGACCACAGCAGUGCAGUCAGGUGUAGUUGUAGCAGUAGCAGUGGGGGGCAGCGGCUCAGGACACUGAAUGACCAGUGUGGCUGAUGAAGGCCACCUGGAUCCGCUUGCUGAAACGAGCCAAGGGAGGUCGCGUCAAGAGCUCCGAUGCCUGUGGUUCGGCCGACUCCUACACCAGCCGUCCAUCAGACUCCGAUGUGUCCCUCGAGGAGGAUAAGGAGGCAGUGCGCAGAGAGGCAGAGCGACAGGCUCAGGCACAGCUUGACAAGGCCAAGACCAAACCAGUUGCAUUUGCUGUCCGCACAAAUGUCAACUACAGCCCGUGUCACGAUGACGAUGUCCCUGUGCCAGGCAUGGCCAUCUCCUUUGAGGCUAAAGACUUCCUCCAUGUCAAAGAGAAAUUCAACAACGACUGGUGGAUAGGACGCCUGGUGAAGGAAGGCUGUGAAAUCGGUUUUAUACCCAGUCCAGUGAAGCUUGAAAACACGCGUAUCCUCCAGGAGCAGAGAGCCAAACAGGGCAAGUUCCACUCCAGUAAAUUGGGAGCAAACUCAUCCUCUAGUUUAGGUGAAGUGGUUCCUAACUCAAGGAAAUCUACUCCUCCUUCGUCUGCCAUUGACAUAGACGCCACAGACUUAGACCCCGAGGACAAUGAGCUUCCAGUCAACCUGCGCUCCCCUAAAGCCAGUCCAAACACUGUCAUGUCACCCCUAGCAAAAGAGAAACGAAUGCCCUUUUUUAAGAAGGCGGAACACAUACCUCCGUACGACGUUGUGCCUUCCAUGCGGCCCGUGGUUCUGGUUGGACCGUCACUGAAGGGCUACGAGGUGACAGACAUGAUGCAAAAAGCACUGUUUGACUUUUUGAAACACAGAUUCGAGGGAAGAAUAUCAAUCACUCGUGUCACGGCGGACAUCUCUCUUGCCAAACGCUCAGUCCUGAACAAUCCCAGCAAGCAUGCCAUCAUCGAACGCUCCAACACACGCUCAAACUUGGCUGAAGUCCAGAGUGAGAUUGAGCGGAUUUUCGAACUGGCCCGCACGUUACAGCUGGUUGUUCUGGACGCCGACACCAUCAACCACCCGUCACAGCUCGGAAAGACUUCCCUCGCCCCCAUCAUUGUCUACGUCAAGAUCACCUCUCCCAAGGUGCUGCAGAGGCUCAUCAAGUCCAGAGGCAAGUCUCAGGCCAAACACCUCAAUGUCCAGAUGGUGGCAGCUGACAAGCUGGCUCAGUGCCCUCCUGAAAUGUUCGACAUCAUCCUCGAUGAGAACCAGCUGGAGGAUGCAUGUGAGCAUAUGGCUGAUUACCUGGAGGCCUACUGGAAAAGCACUCACCCCACCAGCCCCCCCAACCCACUGCUAACGAAGCUGCCCACAGCCACCCUGCCCUCCAGCCCGGCCCCGGUUUCCGCCGUGCAGGGCAGCAGUGCCGAGCAGAAAGGAGACAAAGCAUUAGUGGAGAGAAAGGGCUCCAGAGAGGAUCACCAGCACCAUCAUCACCAUCACCACCACCACCACCAGAGCCAGGACCAGGCUGAUGCCGAUGCAGAGGCUGAGGGGGAGGGCAAUGAGGAGGAGAGGCCUCUGAGGACAGAGUCCUCUAGGAGAGCCCAGCACAUCCACCACCGUUCGUCUUCCACCAGGACUGAGCACCACAACCACCAUCACCACCACCACCACCACACCAACCGAACCCGGGGCCUCUCCCGGCAGGAGACUUUGGACUCGGAGACCCCCGAGAGCAGAGAGAGCCGAGAGAGCAAGGACUCUGCUUAUAUCGAGCCACGCACACAGCUCCUCCACCAGGAAGAGGAGGAGGAGGAGGAAGAGGAGGAGGAGGAGGAGGAGGAGGAAGAAGAGGAGGAUCUGGGGGAGGGGCACCCCCAGCAGCAACAGCGUUACGAGCCACUGCCCCACCGGGACCACAACCACCAUCACCACCACCACCAUCACCGCGGUGGGGCGGACGAGGCUGGCCACAGCACAGGACACCACCGUUCAAAGGAGCGCGAACAGGACCAUAAUGAACGGAACAAACAGCGCUCGCACCACCACCGGCCAGCACGUGACCACCACCACCACUACUAUGACCGGGACAGAGACAGGGACCGAGAGGGGGAGGUGGCUCCCAAAAAGAGGGGUGACGCAGGGGAAUGGGCCAGAGACUCCUACAUCCACCAGUGACAGACCAAAUCCCUCCUGAAGCUCAUCUGGACUCGUAACCAUUCUGUUCUCCCAUCGUGCUGCUAUACCCUGAAACCACAGCAUCCUAUUUAUGUACACUUCCUUUGUAAAUGCUGUUGCAUCUUUUUCAAUGGCAGGAUUUUGAUUACAUAGAUACAAAUAUAAAUAUAUAAAUAUAUGUAUGUGUGUAUCUAUGCAUAGACGUUGUUUAUGUGUGGAUAUGCAUGAAUAUUCUCAAAUAUGCAUAUUUUAAACCUGUGUUUGAUAAAGCAUGACACAAAAGCAGAAUUAUUUUCUGUACUGAGCUGUGCUUUCUGUGAUUAGCAUUUUUAUUUUUAUUAAUUUGUUUUGCUUGCUACCACUUGAAUAAUUUGUUCCUUCAGACUACUGCUAGGGUUGACUGCAACGGUUGACUAACCAAGUUAGUUUGAUGCUGUAUUUGCAGAGGUCUUUUGUUUAAAACAAGAGUUUGGCAUUUGGGAAAUUAAGCUCAUUCGCUUUCUUACUGAGAGUUACACUCAGUUGCCAGAUUAUUAGGUACACCUAGCUAAAACAAAUGCAAUCUAAGAAAACAGUCCUGCAGUAAAUCCUGACUUCAUGAAGGUCACAAUGUUCAGCUUUUCUUGAAAUUGAAUUUUAGGAUCAUUUUGCAAACUGCAAUCUGUUGGAUUAUAUAAUGUAUGGUUUUACUGGCAGGCGUUUCCAUUAUUUUGUCCACCCUAUAUCAGUGAGGGUGGUCUAAAUCAGUGGUUCCCAACUGGUGGGUCGCGGGUCCAUUGUGAAUGGACCGCAAGUGAAUCACGAAUGUGUCAACUGUGUAAAAAAACACACUUUAUGUAGUACAGUGAAUGAAGUACAGUGAAUUUCCAGCCCAGGGCUUUUAUUUUGAAGUGCUGUUUCCUGUUGUAGAGUAAGUGACUAAUAGACAGCUACUUGACAGAGACAGCUUGACGACAAGGCCAAAUGCAAGUAUGACACUGAAUGUAUUAAACUGUGUGGACCUUGUACAUGUAACUAAGGAGAAAUCUGGACCCCGAGGCUGGACCAGCUGGGAACCACUAGUCUAAAUAAUAGAAACAGGACAACAGUAUUAGACUGCAUUAGUUUUAGCUACCUGAUAAACUUACAACUCAGUCUAGAUGAGAUGAUCAAUACUUAUUGUAUACUGUAUGUUUUGUGAAUAUGAAGCUACAGCUAGCAACCUGUUAGCUUAGCUUAGCUGGAAACAAGGAGAAACAGCUAGUCUGAAGUAAAACACUUUAUAACUCGUGUUUUGUCUGUACAAAAAAUUAAGUCUAAACACAAGUUUUGGUUUUACGGCAGGGCUUAAAGGGAUUGUAAGGAUCUUUUGAAGUGGAGCUGUAUGAGGUACUCAUCCAUAGACAGUGUUUAACCCAUAGUAGAUGUCAGUCGGCACACCUCCAGUUUGGAGAAGCAGGCUGGAGUCCAAGAUGGAAGCUAAGCAAUGCUGUGGAAGGGGGCAGCAGCAAAAUCUAUUUUAGACAACUUAAAAAAGUCCACCUAAAAAAAAGUGUACGCUAUAUUGAGAAUAUUUUUACUGCUUUACCUGUCAGGUAGCCCUUACUAGUUCAAGGUAAUGGAAUUCCAUCCAUCCAUUUUCAACUGCAUAUCCAAAGAGUCGCGUGGGCAGCAGGCUGAGCUAAGUAUUCCAGACAUCCCUUGCUCUAGCAACGCUUUCCAGCUCCUCCUGGAGGAUUCCGAGGCGUUCCCAGGCCAGAUGAGAUAUGUAAUAUUCUGGGUCUGCCCCGCGGCCUCCUACCAGUUGGGAGGCACCCUGGAAGCAUCCUGGACAGAUGCCUAAACCACCUCAACUGACCUCUUUUGACGCGAAGAAGUAGCGGCUCUACUCCGAGCUCCCUACGGUUGUCCAAGCUCCUUACCCUAUCUCUAAUGCUGAGCCCAGCCACCCUACGAAGGAAACUUUUUCCGGCCGCUUGUAUCUGCAAUCUCAUUCUUUCGGUCACCACCCAGAGCUCAUGACCAUAGGUGAGGGUUGAGACGUAGAUGGACCACUAAAUCAAAAGGUUUGCAUUUCGGCUCCCUCUUCAUUACGACGGUCCGGCAUAGUGCUUGCAUCGCUGCAGACGUUGCGCCAAACCGCUGAUCCAUCUCACGCUCCAUUCUACCCUCACUCGUGAACAAGACCCCGAGAUACUUGAACGCCCUUGCUUGAGGCAGCAACUCUCUCCCAACCCAGAGAAGGCAAUCCACCAUAUUCCAGCAGAGAACCAUGGCCUCAGAUUUGGAGGUGCUGACUCUCAUCCCGCCCGCUUCACACUUGGCUGCAAACUGCCCCAGUGCAUGCUAAACUACAAAAUGAAUGUAGUUAUAAUCAGUAAUAGUUACUGAAUAAAAAGGUAUUAAAUUACAGUUACUAAUCAAAAUGUUGGUAAUUACAAAGGGUUAAUAUUUGAAAACAGCAUAUUCUUUUUGGUAAAAGGUUUAUAUGUAGAGUAUAUCAUUGGUAAAAUAGGGUAAAUAGUUAGAUUACUUAUUCGAUUCUCAACAAAGUAACUAGUACUCUGUAACAAAUUACAUUUCAAUUGUAACCUUCCCAACAGUGGAAGCCUGAACAGCUUCAGUUCCUUAUCUGCGCUCUCGUCAAAGCCACUAGACUCCAUUGAGAAGAACAGUAAUUGAAGCUCACUUAACACACGAGUUGUUGGUCUACUACUAGUUUGUUUGUGUUAUUGUGUCUGCCACAAACUCAUUGAUUGAAGCAGCGGUAGACCAGCAGCUCCUGUGUUCAGCUGUGAUAAAGUAUUAUUAAUCUCAUUGGAGUCUGGCUUUCAAGAGAGGGAUAGAACGGCUUCAGUUCCCCUUCGGAAAUUGCUGUCUGACGGCAACGUAAAGCAGUUGCUUAGCUUUCAUGUUGGUACUGUUAUCUCCUUCUUCAAACUGCGGGUGUGCCGACUGACAUCUAUCAUAGGUGAUACCUUGACUGUGGAUGAGUGCCUUAUGCAACCCCACUUCAAAAGAUCCAAACUAUCCCUUUAACUUCAGCUAAUGUACUGUAAGCUAUCCAGCUGCUAACGCUAGCUGCAUAUUUACCAAACACAAUGGUAAAAAUGGUGUCUAUCUUCCCAUCAAACUGUGUGCAAGAAGGCUAAUGAGCAUAUUUCCCUAAGUGUCAGACCACUCCCCCAAUUUUAUGUUCAUCAUUUACUGCUUAGUUCCUUUUUAAAAUUCUGCGUCCAUGGUUUUAAAAAUUUGGUUCAGACAUAUUUAAGCCUCCCUUAAGGUGCACCUUAGUCUUGCUUUCCAAGACGAACGAGUUCUAUGACAACUUCCUCUCUUACAUGCAGUACUGUUCUCUUUGUAUGGGUCCAGAAACAUUUUAUAACAUUGAUACACCCUUUAUUCUGCACUUUUUUCUGAUUCACGUUGGUUUAAAGUGAAAUUUGAUAAGACAUUGCAACCUAACUGAUAGGUCUACUACCAAAACUCCAUCCAGGUUCAUCUUUCUAUUAAGUCUGACCCCUUUUUUUCUAACGAAUGUUGUUUAAUUCCCACGUUAAGAAUGUUCAUUUUAGGAUUUCUUCUUCACUCAGUAGGUUCCUCACUACAGAAUUCAAAUGUUUACCAGACAAAGAUAGUUUUGUCUUUUACCAUCACUCCCCUGACCAACAGGAUCUAUUUUAAGAGUCAACUUUUCAUGUGUUAAUUAAUGAUACUGAGAUCUGAAUUGAGCUGCCCCUCUGUUUACAAACCCACCCCGUCCCUUCACUCCCUUUGAUUUUGCCUGACAAUUGUAAUUACAGGAUCUCCUCCAUUUCUAUGCUACGUUGGUAGCACUAGAGAUUUUCUAACAGUGUACAUGUGUAUGUACAUAAUGCAUAAAUAUAAAGAAUAAAGUUGGAAACAAAGGA
Messenger RNA from Epinephelus moara (kelp grouper), 6619 nucleotides. It is a transcript of the gene cacnb2a, whose product is annotated as calcium channel, voltage-dependent, beta 2a. Lineage: Eukaryota; Metazoa; Chordata; Actinopteri; Perciformes; Serranidae. Gene Ontology annotation, molecular function: high voltage-gated calcium channel activity; protein binding. The coding region runs from base 630 to 2729 and encodes 699 amino acids. The transcript has 13 exons. The record is from RefSeq and is a predicted model, not a curated record. Gene Ontology annotation, biological process: calcium ion transmembrane transport; neuromuscular junction development; regulation of voltage-gated calcium channel activity. Gene Ontology annotation, cellular component: voltage-gated calcium channel complex.